Suillus fuscotomentosus is the source of this 2415-nucleotide messenger RNA. RefSeq lists its product as uncharacterized. The record is from RefSeq and is a predicted model, not a curated record. NCBI's taxonomy places the organism in Eukaryota, Fungi, Basidiomycota, Agaricomycetes, Boletales, Suillaceae. The coding region runs from base 1 to 2415 and encodes 804 amino acids. The transcript is spliced from 9 exons.
AUGAAAGUCGGCCUGCACAUUCACCUUGCUCAUGAUGGCACUCCAUGUCCCAGCAGCACUGAAUACUCAUCAGACCUCUUUGAAUGGUCAGAUACCGAUGAACAUAUAGACCAUAAUGAUUAUCCGGAGGGAACUUCCAUUCCACUUGUCGCAGACUCAGAUCAUCCGGCUACAACCAUAGUCAACAAAUCCGGUGUUCACUCUGUAUCCAUAUGGUAUUGCCACUGCCCCGGAGCUCUAAACCCGGAUAUGCAGCUCUUUCAAGCAGGCUUAUUUCCAGCAUCCUUCACCAGACCAAAAACUGCAUUCACAUUCUCCGUGUUGGACGACUUUCUGCUAGACAACCUGGAAUGUGGUACAUCAGCCAUGAAUUACUACAGUAAGAUCCGGAGGCUAACCUCCAGCAUCUUUCCAUUGAUGGUUCUGGAUCGCUACAGAGAGCUCAUGAGGACUGUCAGACAAUGGCGUCAAUGUAAGCUCUACAAGUGGCAUGGGUUUGCCCAUAAAAAUGAUGAGCCUAAGACCGGUGACCUCGCCCUAUUCUGUCCGGCAUGUCCUCAACCGGGGAUAAAUUUGGACCGGUCAACUGGUACGGCCACUCAGCCGGACGACACCCCUUCCUGGCUCUUCACCAGGACUUUGGUCAUGGAUGGUAAUUUUAAAGCCGAGCACCUCCAUCCGGUGAAUCCAUCCAAUGAAGUAUCAUUGAUUGAUGGUCUUGCAUUCAUGGUCGGAGAUGAAAGAUACAAGAGUCAUUUGGCUGUUGCCCAAGACCAUGUCCAAAAGUCAGAUUGUAACAAUCACCAUGCAGUCAAUCAAGCCAAUGCCUCCCGACAAAAGCUAGAGGCCACAGGUAUAGGAGGAUGUGCAUGUGCACGGCAUGGAUGUUUUGUCCCACAUUCCAUGGUGGAUUUUCAGAAGGGUGAAAGGCAGAUGAACAUGGACUAUGCCUUGAGUCAAGCACUCAACUACAAUACAGAUGGAAUCUCACAAGCAAUAAUGUUCUAUGAUAUAAAUUGUCAGUAUAAUAAGUUUCUCAAGGACCGGAUCGCAUCAAGCAUGUAUCUGUCCAUCCCCAUUGGCAUGGAUAUCAUUCCUGGAAUAGGUUUGUGGCAUGUGCAUGGCCAUCAGGACAGCUGCUAUGUCCGGAUAGACGGAGAGAUCAUGGAAACACUCUGGGCAUCUUUAAACAUAAUCUCCCCGUCAGCCAGGGGCAUGGGAACUCCUCAUCGCAAGGAGGUAUUGGAUUAUCAGAUGAAUGAUUCAAACUUCAUGAAAAUGAUUCGCAUAACCAAGUUUCUUUGCAGAAAGUUUAAAGAGGCUGUUCAGGGUGCUGCAGAGAGCACACUCUCAUUCCAAAAUCUUAACGAGACAGUUCAGCCUGCCAUGGUCAUUCUUUGGGAAGCAGAGGAGGCUGUUGCUCAGGCAAACAGACUGGAGGAUCCAACAGCCAUGGACAUUUAUGAGGUCUGGUUGGAAAAAGGCAAGUCUCCAACUAGAAAGCAGCAGGAGUUGCGCCUGCUGGAGGCUCAAAAUCGCCCGGAUCAUCCAGCUACCAAUUCCCCUAGUUGGCGAGGAGCAGCCACUUGGCUCGCAACUGUUGAUGGCAAUGAACAGGAUUCUCUGGUAGACACGGUUCAUAAUUCACCGGAUGAAGAUUAUUCCGAUCUCGAUGACGAUCACAAUCCGGAUCCGGAUCCGGAAACACAUCAUGCCUCCAUCUUUCAACCUGAGCUCACUAUCUUACCUUUGCCUUCCAACCUCGGUAUAGUGAGAUGCAAUGAAUUGGGUCUCACCGAUCUCAUGAAAGAAGAAACUGCCUUUCGUGAAGGUCAGGCCAAUGAUGCCCUUCAUGCAAUUAGAGUUCAUUUGGGAGAUAAAGCUGUUAUAUUCUGGAAUACUAUCCGGUCAGCCAAGUCACAAGCCUCCUCCACCAGGGCAUGGACUCAGCUAGCCAAACUCCCUGAUCACGACCUCCUGAAGAAAUAUCUUCCGCUAAAGAAAGAACACCUGAAGGCAAACGCUGCAGUUGCAGAUCCAAAUGCACGUGGUCAGAGGGACGCUACUCUCGCAUGGUUCUGGUCAAUCAAUGUUCAGGGUGAUACAUCCGGAAAUGACUGGAUGACAGAAUUCUAUCAAGUCAAUUGGCUCCGGACAAAGGCCCUGUGCGAUCGUUGGAAUGAAGAGGUCAUUCUUGUCAAACAUGAAAUGCAGUGGUCUGUCAAUUUCUUUACCUACAAGGCCAAGCAAUGGCUAAGUCUCAUGGACAACGCCACUUACACUGGGCUAACCGGACAUGCGUGUUAUGCUGCCCGACAAUGUCACAUAUAUCGACAACUAGCUGCACAUGCAGUGGAGUCUUUUCAGAAAGUGAUUCCGGUCAUUCAGCCGGAAGUACCGGUUGUUAGUUCAUAG